AUGAGAAGUUAUGUUAUCUGGGAAAAAUGGCCCACGGGACUUGACCUCAACCUCACACUCCUUCCCCAGUCACUGAAGGCGGUCGGCUACUCAACACACGCAGUCGGCAAAUGGCAUCUUGGAUUUUGCUCAUGGGCAUACACUCCUUUAGAAAGAGGAUUCGAUACAUUCUAUGGAUUUUACUCUGGUGGUGAAUACUAUUAUUCCCAUAUUCGUCCACCCAUCGACAUAAGUGGGGAUGAUCUCUGGGCAUCAUGCGAGGAGGCUGCUGCAGAAAACGUCACAUUGGGAUACGACUUCAGGAACAACACCGAGCCGGAUCUGAGUGCCGACGGGACUUACUCAACGUACCUGUUCUCUUCCUACGUGGAGAAGCUCUUGUCGUCACUGAAUCCUGAGGCCCCCAUGUUUCUGUACCUGGCCUUCCAGAGCGUUCACUUCCCCAAUGAGGUUCCUGAGAUCUACACAGAACCAUACAGCUACGUUCAAGAUGAACAACGCAGAAUCAAACUCGCUUUAUGGUUCAAGCUUCUUCAAUGUGGCUUGUGUAGAUCAACCUCUUGGAACAAAACUUACCGACUCUUAACUUUGGUGGGACUGCCUCAUGGAUUUGAAGACUGA
Molecule: messenger RNA, 621 nt
Organism: Procambarus clarkii (red swamp crayfish)
Lineage: Eukaryota; Metazoa; Arthropoda; Malacostraca; Decapoda; Cambaridae
Source: RefSeq, a predicted model, not a curated record